Molecule: messenger RNA, 2253 nt
Organism: Coffea eugenioides
Lineage: Eukaryota; Viridiplantae; Streptophyta; Magnoliopsida; Gentianales; Rubiaceae
Exons: 1
Coding region: 1-2253 (750 amino acids)
Biological process (GO): DNA repair; telomere maintenance
Molecular function (GO): DNA helicase activity
Source: RefSeq, a predicted model, not a curated record
AUGAGAGAAUAUUAUGCCUACAAGUUUCAGAUCAGAAAAGAAUACAGUCCAAAUAUUCUGAACGCUGGCCGCCUACUACAACAAUUCGCUGUAGAUAUGUAUGUCAAGCUUGAAACUCAAAGACUUGACUUCUACAGAAGCAAGCAAUUGCUUAUUCAAAGAGAACAACUCCAAGGCUUGAUGGACUCUGUAAUUCAAGGGCAAUCACAAGGUUCUAAAGUAGGCCAGCGUGUACUCUUACCUGCUUCAUUUAUAGGAGGGCCUCGAGACAUGAAAAAGAGAUAUAUGAAUGCUAUGGCCUUAGUUCAGAAAUUUGGAAGGCCUGAUUUAUUUCUUACUAUGACAUGUAAUCCUUCAUGGCCAGAAAUUAAGGAAAACAUGCUGCCUACUGAUGAAACACAAAACAGAAUCGACUUAUGUGCUCGGGUGUUUCAGGCUAAAUUGGAAAUGCUAAAGGAAGAGCUAUUCAAGAAAGAAAUUUUCGGUCAAGUUGCAGCAUACACCUAUGUGAUUGAGUUUCAGAAACGAGGCUUGCCACAUGCUCACUUCCUUAUUAUUCUGAAACCCAAUUCAAAGCUAUACUCUCUUGAUUCCUAUGAUCAAAUAGUCUCUGCUGAACUACCAGAUGAAGGUACACACAAGCAUUUGUUUAAAAUGGUCCGUAAGCAUAUGAUGCACGGACCUUGUGGCAGUAAAAAUCCUAACAAUGUCUGCAUGCAAGGUAAAAAGGUCAGAUUUUGUAAGAACAAGUAUCCAAAGCAAUGGGCAGAUUCUACAACUCAUGGACAGAAUGCUUAUCCAAUAUAUCGCCGAAGAAAUGAUGGAAAAAUAGUUCAUGUUCGAGGUCAAGAACUGGAUAACAGAUGGGUAGUACCACAUAAUCCGUACCUAUUGGCAAAGUUCAAUUGUCAUAUCAAUGUUGAAAUCUGUUCUACCAUCAAAGUUGUCAAAUACAUGUUCAAGUAUAUUUUCAAAGGACAUGACAAAAUCCAUUUUCGAGUUAACUCAGAUACUUCAGAACAAUGCAUUGACGAAAUCAAAGAAUAUCAGACAGCAAGAUGGGUAUCUGGUAUUGAAGCUAUGUGGCGCAUAUACAGAUUUACUCUCAAUGAAAUGCAUCCUUCGGUUAUGAAUUUACAGUUACACUUACAGAAUUAUCAAUCCAUGAGCUUCAAGGACAAUGAAGACAUCAGAGAUUUAUUGAAAAAUCAGUUCAAGAAAAGGACCAUGUUAACAGAGUUUUUCUAUAUGAAUGCAACAGAUGAUUUAGCAAAAGCUUUAAAAUGCACAUACAAGGAGUUUCCUCAACAUUUCGUUUGGCAUCCAGAUAAGAAGUAUUGGUCGGCAAGGAAACAGAAAGACUGUAUUGGAAGAAUUGUUGCAGCAAAUCCAAAUGAAGGAGAGCGUUAUUUUCUGCGGCUACUCUUAAUCAAUGUUAAAGGACCAACUUCAUUUGAUGAUCUCAAAAUGAUAGACAAUAAAUACGCAAAUAGCCUUCAAGAAGCAGCAAUACUCAGGGGAUAUUUUGAAUCGAACAAUGCACAGCAACAAUGCCUCGAAGAAGCAGCACUCUAUCAUAUGCCUCACACUUUCAGAAGACUUUUUGCCACAAUAUUAGUACAUUUUCCGCCAGCAAAUCCUAGACAGCUUUGGGAAAAUUUUGAAGAAUCUUUAUCCGAAGAUUUUUAUCAUCAGCCUCAUUUGCAAAGUGAUCAGAUACAACUAAAUGUGCUUCAUGAAAUAAGUAAGUUCUUACAAUCAAUGGGCAAGAAUAGCAAUAGUUACGACUUAGUUCCACGAAUUCUGAGGUUGAAUCCAGCAGACAGAGAAACAAGAGAUACUAUGAGUGAAACUCAGAUUAUUAUCUCAGAUGAAGAUAUUGCAUCCAUUAGUCGGCUAAAUAUGGAACAGAAACUUGCAUUUGAUAUAAUUACAGCUCAUGUAUACAACAAUCACAAAGGAUCUUUCUUCUUAGACGGACCAGGAGGGACUGGCAAAACAUUUUUAUACAAAGCUCUAUUAGCUGAUAUCAGAUCCAGAGGUUUCAUAGCAUUGGCUACAGCAUCAAGCGAAGUUGCAGCAUCAAUACUUCCUGGAGGACGAACAGCGCAUUCGCGCUUCAAAAUACCAAUCAAUAUGGACACAAGCAAUAUGUGUACUGAUAGAGCCGUUAUUUGGCACGUUUUGCACUGUCAUCUUGUCCUAAUUUUGGCUAUUCAUGGUGCUAAGAAAGGGGAUUUCACUCAUAUUUGA